AUGUCGAACCAAAGCUCCGAUCCGCCUGCGCGGAAAGCCAACGACAUCAUUGCUCGCGGUGUCAAGAAGCCAAACCUAGCCGGCACGGCAACUCUGAUCGGCCUGCGCGCUCUCGACCCUCUUCUCCAGUAUGAGAUCCUGGCGAAGGGACUUGGGAGCAGCCUGCUCGCUAAACUGGGCCUGUCAACCGUCCCACUAGGCACUGCUCUUGUCGUCAAGACGGGCAUCGCCGCCAUCGACAACCUCGGCCUUCCGCUGCCGAGCCUGAUUCUGCUGGGCAUGUCCGUCGGGUCUGCCGUCAAGCAGAUCUUCUGGCUGACAUACAUCUCGAAAGAGGAUUUCCCGCCCUCGUCGGCCGUCUUCGUGUCGGCCUACAACUCCGUCGCAAACAGCAUCUGCUCUCUGCUAUUCGUCGCCGCUGCAACAUCUGCCUCGCUCUCUACCUCUCUCAGCGUUCCACUGCUGGGCACAUCCACCCGUCUUCCAUUGCCUGUCGCUGUCGGCACGGCCCUGUAUUUAGUGGGCAUGAUCCUAGAGGCCGGCUCCGAGGUCCAGCGGAAGUGGUUCAAGGACAAGCCCGAAAAUGCAGGCAAGAUUUGCACCGAGGGACUCUGGAGCUGGGCGCGCCAUAUCAACUAUGGCGGAUACACCCUCUGGCGUGCUGGGUAUGCAUUGGCCUCUGGAAGCUGGAUAGCGGGCUUGGCUGUGGGAGCAGUGCAGGCCCUCCACUUUGUCAGGAUUGGAAUGGGCAAUCUGGACUACUACAUGUCCAACCAUUAUGGACAGCAGUGGGCCAGAUACAAGCAGAACGUGCGAUGGUCGUUGAUCCCCGGCAUUUACUGA
Phaeoacremonium minimum UCRPA7 is the source of this 843-nucleotide messenger RNA. Its product is annotated as putative membrane protein. NCBI's taxonomy places the organism in Eukaryota, Fungi, Ascomycota, Sordariomycetes, Togniniales, Togniniaceae. Gene Ontology annotation, cellular component: endoplasmic reticulum membrane. Gene Ontology annotation, biological process: ergosterol biosynthetic process. Bases 1 to 843 code for a protein of 280 amino acids. Gene Ontology annotation, molecular function: Delta14-sterol reductase activity. The transcript has a single exon. The record is from RefSeq and is a predicted model, not a curated record.